AGGGCAGGGCUCGAGCGCGCCCCUGCCCGGGUGCCGCCCCGCCCAUGCAGCCGGACCCGCACGAUGUGCUCGGAGUGCCGCGUGGCGCCACGGCCGAGGAGGUGCGGCGCGCCUACCUGGAGAAGGCCAAGCGGCUGCACCCGGACAGGAGCACCGCCCCGGACGCGCAGCAGGCGUUCCAGCGGCUGCAGCAGGCCUACCAGGCCAUCUCGAGCGGUUCCGCCAGCAGCGGCCCCAGCGCUUCGGCGCCGCGCGCAGGCCCGCACAGCCGAGCGGAGCAGUGGGCGGCCCAGCAGGCGCAGUGGGCGCGGGGGGCCCGCCACGAGGAGUGGGACCCCUACCGCCAGUCGCGCCCACACGCUCCGCCUCCGCCGCCCUUCUGGGAGCUCAUCCAGCAGCGCCGCAUCUGGAUCAGAGGUGGACUUGUGCACAGGAUGGUGCACUCGUUGGUAGCGACUUGCCUUCCUUUGCUUGCCAUGUGCGUUUUGCCAUGCUUGUGUCCCUUGGUGCACGAUCUGAUCACACGUUCUGAAAUGGCAUCGGCGGCGCAAAUCCCAUUCAGCGCGGAGCCUCGCCAUGCCCGAAAAGUGUACCCAGUAGAUGUGCACGAGCUCUCGGCAAAGUUAGUGGGAUAAUGCGUUCCCAUGGUGCCUUCGAACCGUCGGCACUUGUUUAGAUUGUUGGGCCAUCGCUCAUUCAGCUGCAUCCUGUUGAACUGUUAAGCCUCCACAACAAUCACCGAGCGCGUUCCGCUACUCGCAAAGUGCCUACUCGCAAACGUCCGAAACACAGAGUUG
Molecule: messenger RNA, 797 nt
Organism: Prorocentrum cordatum
Lineage: Eukaryota; Dinophyceae; Prorocentrales; Prorocentraceae
Source: the annotation of a GenBank genome assembly